AUGAUCGAGAAGAAGGGAAAUGGCGCCAUCUCGUACGAUGAGGAGCUGGUUAUCUCCAUCAAUAGAAACUACAUCAGUCUGGGAGCAGCCGACUUCAACGACAAAAUCGAUGUCGAGAAGUACGGCCAGACCAAGCGUAAGUUGAAUUCUCGUCAUGUUUCGCUUAUGAUCAUUGGUCAGUCCAUCGGUACUGGUCUCUACGUGGGGUUGAAAGGUCCUCUCAUGACCUCAGGAUCGCUUUCUCUCUUUCUCGGCUUUUUAAUUUGGGCCGUCACUAUGAUCUGGCCCCUUAUGCUAGCUACUGGUGAGAUGUGCUCGUACUUGCCGGUAAAGGGCACCUUUUUGCAUUUUGCAUCCCGCUGGCUCGACCCAGCUUUGGGUUUUGCAACCACUUUGAUUUAUUUAUAUACCACGCUUAUGUUCAUCUGUGUGGAAGCCGUGGCGUUUGCGUCCGUGGCUGGCUACUGGACUGACGCCUCUCCAGCGAUUUUCAUUUCCAUCUGCUUGGCGACCAUCUUGUUCUUCAACGUUUUUGGUGUCAAUUGGUACGGCGAGGUGGAAUUCGUUGCGUCUUUGCUCAAAGUCAUUCUCAUUGGCGAUGCUUACGGAUUCAGAAAUUGGCCUGAGGGUGGUUUGAUGAAAGACUAUCUCGUGGCAGGCAGUACAGGCAAAUUUUUGGGUCUCUGGAACGUUUUGAUCUAUGCUGCUUUUGCAUGCUCCGGUCCAGACAUGUUGGGCAUGGUUUCUGGUGAGAUCUCUCAGCCAAGAAAGAAUAUCGCCAUGGCUGCGAAAAGAACAUAUGUCCGUAUCUUCUUGUUCUACAUUGGUGGUAUUUUCUUCAUGAAUUCAAUGUGCUCCUCAAUCAACCCAGAUCUUGUUGCUGCCCAUGAAGCUGGUCAAGAUGGUGCAGCAGCUUCGCCUUGGGUUAUUGGAAUUAAAUCUGUCGGUGUUCAAGGGCUCGAUUCCGUGGUUAAUGCGGUUGUGAUGACAUCCGCCUGGUCCUGUGGAAAUGGUUUUACUUAUGGCGCUGCCAGAAGUGCUUACUCUGCUGCUUUGGCAGGUUAUUUACCAAGGGGCUUCUCAUACUGUUUGAAAAACGGCUGUCCAAUCGUUGCAGUUGUCUCUUCUUUGUCCAUUGGCUGUCUUUCAUACAUGAGUGUUUCCAAGUCGUCCGCUGUCGUCUUAGACUGGUUCAUCAAUUUGGCAACGACAGGUCUUCUUUGCACUUACAUUGUUAUGUGGGCAUGCUACUUUAAAUUCAAGAAAAUCGUCAAGGUUCAACUGUGCGACCAUGCAGACGAAAAGUACUACAAGGUGACGAGGUGGACGUAUCCAUACUUGACAUAUUGGGCUGCUUCGUUCAACGUCUUGGUCCUCUUUUUUAACGGAUUCUGGAUUUUCUUUCCAGGUGAGUUCUCGGUUGCCAAUUUGUUCACCUCCUACUUUGCUCCUUUCUUCUUCUGCGUGCUCUACGUUGUUCGGAAGUUCUGGAAGAAGACAAAAUGGAGAUCGGCAUUGGAAGCUGACAUUACCACAGGAAAAGCAGAAAUCGAUGACGAAGAGGAUGCAGAGAAAGAGGAAAUGGCGCUUCACCCCAGAAAACAGGGCAUCUUAUGGAAAAUCUGGUAUAAGUUUGCUGACUUUUGCUUUAGUUAA
Messenger RNA from Candidozyma duobushaemuli, 1656 nucleotides. RefSeq names its product Put4p (gene PUT4). Gene Ontology annotation, molecular function: amino acid transmembrane transporter activity. The coding region runs from base 1 to 1656 and encodes 551 amino acids. NCBI's taxonomy places the organism in Eukaryota, Fungi, Ascomycota, Pichiomycetes, Serinales, Metschnikowiaceae. Gene Ontology annotation, biological process: amino acid transmembrane transport. Gene Ontology annotation, cellular component: membrane. The transcript is spliced from 2 exons. The record is from RefSeq and is a predicted model, not a curated record.